Drosophila serrata is the source of this 1486-nucleotide messenger RNA. RefSeq names its product meiotic from via Salaria 332 (gene mei-S332). The record is from RefSeq and is a predicted model, not a curated record. Lineage: Eukaryota; Metazoa; Arthropoda; Insecta; Diptera; Drosophilidae.
CAGGUCACGGUCACUCUGGAAUGAAAAUUCAAACAAACCUGGCGUCCGUCUGUAAAAUGUAAAUGAAAUAAAAGGAAAAAUGGCAUCCAAAGUGGAACAGCAAUACAAACUUCUAAACGCGGAGCUUAUGGACCAGGUGCAGAAGCAGCGCAUUGAAAUCGGUCUGUACAAGAAGGAACUGAUAGCGCUAAAGCACGAAAACAUGGAGUUGCGGGAGGCACGAAUUCUGCAGAUUGCACGCCAACGUCAAGAUCACAUCGGCAUCGUAAAGAGCCUUAUGCGGCGCUUGGAAAUUGAUGCCAAGUCUCUGACGGAUAUAAACCAAUCCCCGGAAAAGGAGUCGAUAUCGUCAGAGGCUUCGUAUGUGGUCAACAGGCAAAGUCAGAAGCGUCGCAGCUCCAGGGAAAUUUGCCUGGAAAUGAGGCAGUCCAGCGCCUUGGCUAGCAGCUCCAGAACCAUAUCCCCCGCCAGACGCCGUAGCACAAUUUCGGAGGAACCAAAUGAAGCGCCUAGACUAAAGCACACGCCUCCGUCACGAAGGGUAGUGGAGAUAGCGAAUGAUAGAUCUGAUUUAGUUAGCAGCCCCAAAACAAUCUCCCCCACCAGACGCCGGGCCAUAAUACCGGAGGAACGAAGGAAUGAAGCUCCUAAACUCACGCACACGCCUCCACCACGAAGGGUAGCGGAGAUAGCGAUUGAUAGCUCCUCCGAAGAUGAAGUGGACGUAGAUAACACGAGCACCGCCCAAGACGAGCAGAAGCCGAUUGAGGAACUACCACCGAGAAAGAGUGACGAUGACUUGGGCACCAUUAUCGAGGAUACCGACGAGGAGACAACUGUAUCUUCUUCAAGCUACUCUUCUUCGCCCAUCUCCUGCGAUUCAACCAUUGAGGAAUUCACUCUGCCACGACAAGUUCUUCGGUCACUCGAUCAAAAUGUAGCCAACGGCGGGAUGUUGACUCGGGGGAAGGGCAAGCCCACAAAGCCCUUGGCCUUGAAUAAAGAUAACUCCACCGAGGAGCAGCGCAGCAUACAGUUGCCAAGACUGCUGGUGACCGGACCCAGUGCCACGCUCGUUGAUUCUCUGAUGAGUAUUCCAUCGUUUGCGUCGGAUGCCAGCAAAUUAAGCCCCAGGCGUAGCAUGUUUGAAGGAAAUUUUCGAUUGAGUGGCACAAACACCAGCACUCCGAUUCCCAAUAGGUCGUCACCACAGGGAAAUAUGACUGCAAAAAAGACAAGCGAAGUGUCCGCAAAGGCUAGCAGGUGGCAGCCCAACGUAAGAGUUCGGAAACUAAGGUCUGAACCCAAGGAAGCGGAGCAAACGACGGAUUUGUCCACAACCAGUUUCAGCAGCAACGAGCGACGACCAAGUCGCAAGUGCCGGCCUACUCAACUAUCGGAGCCCAACCUAAGAACCAAAAUGCGAAACUCAUCAGUGGGCAAAAAGAUUAAUUAAGAAUUAUUCAUUCUUUAUUAUUGUUUAUUU